Schizosaccharomyces osmophilus is the source of this 636-nucleotide messenger RNA. It is a transcript of the gene gep4, whose product is annotated as phosphatidylglycerol phosphate phosphatase Gep4. Gene Ontology annotation, molecular function: phosphatidylglycerophosphatase activity. NCBI's taxonomy places the organism in Eukaryota, Fungi, Ascomycota, Schizosaccharomycetes, Schizosaccharomycetales, Schizosaccharomycetaceae. The coding region runs from base 1 to 636 and encodes 211 amino acids. The record is from RefSeq and is a predicted model, not a curated record. The transcript has 2 exons.
AUGCUAGUGAACUGGGAAGGGAUUCGCGCUUUUUUUCAGACUGUGAAACGUCCUAGGACAUUACUUCCUCACGUAAAAUUUCCUUCAUUCACAAAUGUUCCGGUUGGUAUUAGCAGCCAUCUAAGCAAUGCGUACUGUCGGCCUGUUGACAUUCGAGGUAUUGUGCUAGACAAGGACGAUUGUAUUACUGUACCUAAUAAGAAUGAAAUUCCUAAUGAGAAUCUCGAGAAACUACGAGAGUUACAGAAAAAAUUUGGAAAGAGCCAUAUUUUAUUGGUGAGCAAUUCAAUUGGUUCUAAAAAGCAAGAUCCGACUGGAGAAGAUGCUGCCCACUUUGAAGCUCGCUGGGAAAUUCCUGUACUUCGACAUUCGAAAUUAAAGCCACUUUGUGAACAAGAAGUAUGGGAUUAUUUUCAGAGAUCUACACAGAUUCAACAUCCCUCACAGCUUUUAUUCAUCGGUGAUCGACUACUUACGGAUAGCACCAUGGCUAAUCGUAUGGGUGCAUGGAGUUUAUGGUUAUAUGUUGGAGUACAAGAAAACUCAAGCUGGAUGAACAAAUUAGAAGGAAAGCUUUACCAAACGUUCCAACCGAUGGGUCCUAUCCUACCUCAAAUGAACGAGAAGGAUAAGUAA